AUGGGCAAAAACGCAGCGCUACAGGGGGUACUUUUGCUUUGGUUGCUGUCCGUACCGGCAGCCGCCCCGUUCAGUUGCUGUGGCGAUGGAAGCCCAAGCGGAGGUUGUAGAGAAAGAGAAAGAAAAGCCCUCUUAAACCUGAGGCAGCUCGUGCUUGAAGACCCUUCAAAUCGACUCUCCUCGUGGACUGGCGAUGACUGUUGCGCGUGGAAAGGAGUUGAGUGCGACAACAGAACAGGGCAUGUCCUCCAACUUGACCUCCGAAAUCCAAUCGACGAUCCCGAUGCCGCCGAUUAUGAGAGGUCCCAACUCAUGUUUGGAAGUGUAAAUAGUAGUUCUUUGCUGGAGUUGAAGCAUCUGGAGUACCUGGACCUCAGCUCAAAUGACUUUGGACAUGCACACGUCCCGGGCGGCUUCUUCCAUUCCCUCGCAAAUUUGAAGUAUCUUAACCUGUCCCAUGCCGGUUUCGCUGGUCUUCUUCCUCCCCAACUCAGAAACCUUUCAAGCUUGCAGUAUCUAGACGUCGGAGGUUACGAAAAUGAUCUGAACGGGGGCAACCUCGAAUGGGUUGCCCGGCUGCCCGCCCUUGAAUUCCUGGACAUGAGUUGGGUCAAUCUCAGCCAGGCGUCUGACUGGCUACAGGUGAUGACCAUGCUCCCUUCUUUAUCAGAGCUGUACUUGUCUCAUUGUGAACUAGUUCACGCCCUUCGCACUUCAAUAUCAUAUGCUAACUUGUCUUCCCUCCUCUCCCUCGACCUCUCAUCUAAUUACCGAUUGAAUUCUUCGGUGUUCGACUGGCUCCCGACCCUCCCCUCUCUUGUUUCACUUAAUCUCAGUGGGAGCAAUUUUCAGGAUGCGAGCCCAGUUUCAGUUUCGAGUGCGCUUGGCAACCUUACUUCCCUGACAAGACUCCGCCUGGCAAGGAGUGGCCUUGGAGGGGGAAUUCCGAGUUCGCUUGGAAAUCUUUGCCGUUUGAAGGAUUUAGAUUUGUCGCACAACCAACUCACUGGAGGUGUGUCUGAAUUUCUGGGAAAUUCAUCUCCCUGCUUUGAGGGAAAAUUAGAGUAUCUGGACUUGAGCUGGAACGGACUCACAGGCCAAUUGCCUAGUCAAGCACUGCGGGGAUUCGGAAACUUAUCUUUCUUUGAUAUUUCCUCCAACGCUUUUUCCGGCCCGAUUCCUGAAAGCUUGGGGAGUCUUUCAAAGUUACAGGCACUUUACAUGUCCAACAAUUCCCUCGACGGUAUUGUCACUGAGCUGCACUUUGCAAAUCUUACGUCAUUGAUGUCAUUUUUUGCCUCUUCAAACCCCUUGAUUUUGCAAGUGAGCUCCGACUGGGUUCCUCCCUUCCGCAAACUCAAUGGAAUAUCGAUGAGGUCCUGGCGACUAGGGCCUCGGUUUCCUGCGUGGCUCCUGGGGCUAAAGAAUUUGACAUUUAUAGAUUUUUCCAAUGCUGGAAUCUCAGAUGUUAUACCUACUUGGUUCUGGGGGUUAUCCCAAAUUGAGUAUUUGUAUCUGCAGCACAACCAAAUCCACGGCAGCAUUCCGAUUAUCUCUUUCGGAAAGUACAUACUUCUAGGUUCCAACAACUUUUCUGGCUCGCUGCCUCGCAUCUCUUCUGAAACACUACAGAGAUUGGAUCUCUCCAACAAUUCAUUUCAUGGAACACUUUCUCCAAUCUUCGGUAGGAAGAGUAGUAUUAAUAACAAGGAAAACAACAUGGAAGUUUUAAAUCUCUCAAACAACCUCCUUUCUGGAGAACUUCCUAAACAUUGCUGGAUGAAUUGGAAAAAUUUAGUGAAGUUGAGAUUGGGAAGAAAUAGUUUGACAGGAAAUAUACCAACUUCAAUGGGUUCUUUGCGUUGGCUUGGCUCGCUGAGUUUGCGUAAGAACAAACUGUCCGGAAACUUGCCGCAAUCGUUGCAAAAUUGCACUUCCUUACAAUUGUUGGAUCUCGGUGAGAAUGAAUUCUCUGGGAGCAUACCCCCUUGGGUGGGAAAAAGCCUGUCCAUACUUAGGAUUCUCGCCCUUCGUUCAAAUAAAUUGAAUGGCAGUAUUCCUCUUGAACUGUGUCGUCUCAAUUUUCUUCAAAUUUUGGACCUUGCACGUAAUAACCUAUCUGGUACUAUUCCUCAAUGCUUCCAUAACUUCAGUGCCAUGACUAACAAUGUAAGCCCAAAAAGGGGUCUCGGCUUUCACUACCAGAGAGAUGAGAUUGGGAUAAAUUUGCCAGAAGAAUUAACAUUGGUGACAAAAGAAAUGGAGUAUGAAUACAAAGGCACCCUGCUUGUCGUGAAAAGCAUGGAUCUUUCAUCCAACAACUUAUUUGGAGGGAUCCCAGAAGUUGUAACAAAUCUCAAUGGUCUGCAAUCUCUGAACCUGUCCAAUAAUCAUCUUGGAGGGGAGAUCCCCAAGAAGAUUGGCUCUAUGAAUUCAUUGGAGUCCAUUGAUUUGUCGUUGAACCAACUUUUGGGUGAAAUCCCGCGAAGCAUGUCAAACUUAUCAUUUUUGAGUUAUUUAAACCUGUCAUGCAACCAUCUCUCUGGAAUGAUUCCACUGAGCACCCAAAUCCAAAGCUUCACUUGGCGCAGUUUCACCGGCAACAAUGGGCUCUGCGGCCUCCCACUAGCUGAAAAUUGUACGAAAAAUGAUGCGGUUGAUCAUCAGCUUCCAACUACACCAAGUGGUGGGGGUACCGGUGAAGAUGACAACCAUGGAUGGAUUGAUAUGCAGUGGUUUUACAUUAGCCUACCGGUGGGAUUUGUCGUUGGUUUUUGGGCGAUUCUCGCUCCCUUGGCCUUCAUCAAGACUUGGAGAUAUGCUUAUUUUCGGUUCUUGGAUGACAUUAAAUUCAAAUUGUUCGGGUUCUAA
Messenger RNA from Malania oleifera, 2871 nucleotides. RefSeq names its product receptor-like protein EIX2. Gene Ontology annotation, molecular function: protein binding. The transcript has a single exon. The record is from RefSeq and is a predicted model, not a curated record. NCBI's taxonomy places the organism in Eukaryota, Viridiplantae, Streptophyta, Magnoliopsida, Santalales, Ximeniaceae. The coding region runs from base 1 to 2871 and encodes 956 amino acids.